AUGAUGCACAGCAUGCAUUUGGAUUGUUACCUUGUGCCCUGCGCUGCGGACCGAUAUUAUCCCGGAGGCCUGCCAGGUUUUUAUCUGUCGCUCCUUGUCUCGCUUGGUACGAGGUGUCAGGGAGUGUCUGCCAUCGUCUGGGGAGGAGCAGCAGCCUCCCAUGGGACCCCUGGCAGCCUACUGCCGCAUGGCAGUUAG
This is a messenger RNA of Auxenochlorella protothecoides, 198 nucleotides long. RefSeq lists its product as hypothetical. The coding region runs from base 1 to 198 and encodes 65 amino acids. The transcript has a single exon. NCBI's taxonomy places the organism in Eukaryota, Viridiplantae, Chlorophyta, Trebouxiophyceae, Chlorellales, Chlorellaceae. The record is from RefSeq and is a predicted model, not a curated record.